This is a messenger RNA of Varroa destructor (honeybee mite), 1876 nucleotides long. RefSeq lists its product as uncharacterized. The record is from RefSeq and is a predicted model, not a curated record. Lineage: Eukaryota; Metazoa; Arthropoda; Arachnida; Mesostigmata; Varroidae.
CACAACAGUAAAUAAAUAACAAUAAAUUAUAUUUAUUAUAAUUAAAGAAUCUUGUCAUUCAGCACGAUAAAACUUUUUUGAAAGAUUUCAAGUUUUUCAGUGAGCGAGAUUACAGGUUGAUAAUAAAAUCAAGUUCAUGCGAAAGCAACACGUGGCAGUCAAGGCGAUGCUAAUGUCUAACAAACAUGUACCAGGGGCAAAAAUGUCACCGUAUUUCAAAGUCAUGGAUCAAGUUUUUUCCAAGGAUAAUACAUGUGCCCCUCUCAAUCGAGCUCUUGAAAAGUGCCUCGGCGGCAAAGUCAGAGUGAUCCAACCAAAUAAAGGAAUUCAGGGUGAAAGCGGUUUUUCGCAGAGUUCGAUUGUCGUCGUUCAACAAGUGCCUGAAGAUCGAAGCUCGCUUGGAUCUGUGUUCAGCCAGUAUAUCACCAAAUUGAUUAACGAGUUAGCCGACGAUCAGCGCGAUGAAGUUCAGAAACAUAUUCUCUUAUACAUAUUCGGCUGAAAACAGCAAAGUAGAGAGCAACAGACGAAUGUGACUGCUGAAACGGGCGGCGCUAACGGUUCAACGCCAUCUUGAAGUUCAAAGGCCUACCCGCGCUAGACGUUUUUAUGGUCGAUACGAGAGUAUUGCUCCUAGUGAGUGGAUAAAGUUAGUAUUUCAAAUAAAAUGAGUGCUACUAUGAACUGAGGCUUCUAUCGUGAAAUGCAAAUGAAGCCACGCCAUCGAACUAAUUAUAAGCGAGCUAGAAAGGCCUAUGUCGUAUCAAUUAUAGUACAUUCUUCAUUACGCCAAAAUUGAUCGACUUGUUUAACAAAGUGUUUCUGUCGUCGAUCGCAGGGACGACUGUGUAUAACCCACUUCCAAAUUUAGUCAAUAGACGGAACGUGGCGCGGCUGCACUCUCCCGUUCUAAAACACUAUUCUGUUGGGCUUCGAGAUAAAUUGUACUGAUUGUAGGCGGAGGCCGAUCACUUAGUUGUCGGUUCGCCGAAUAGUUGAAACGAUGCAUGGAAAGAAUAAUGAAAACGUAUUGUCUACUAAAGUCGGUGUUGAUGCAAAUGCACCAGAGGAAUACCAGUUAUUGGGCAGCAGCGUCUGUUGUGUAGCGAAAUAUUCUGCACGAUCUCGAAUAACUCGUGUAUUCACCAAGUACCCACCAAAUCCAGGUUCUGUUCUUUCUACGGACAUGGAACUUCAAAGUGGAACUGACAAGGGACUUUCACACGUCACGAUCUGCUUGGAUUACCCAAACUCGUGUACGGCGGAUACGUUGGACCAGUCUAACGAAUGCGGCAUCAAAUAUUUCUGCAGCAGUUGUGAUACGACAAGCUUGGCACAGGAUCAUUCCGAACGAACGCUCAAUGAAUACGACUUAAGUAAUUCCUGUUGGAGUCUAGCGACGCUAAUCGCUGCUGCCAUCGCAUUUUCGUUUGUGUUGGGCGCCCAAGUGGUAUGCUGGCAAAUGACGUUCCUGCUAGAAAAUGCACUUAAGACUUGCGAACAGAAAAAGGCAGAGAUGACCACGACGGACAGAAUCUGUGCUUCCAGUGCGAUGAUCAAUGGUCUGUGCAGCGUUUACCGCUUCUUUGCCAAGAUGUUCAAUUAGGACUUAUCGACAAAAUAGUUAGGGUCAAGUGAGAAGCUGGUAACUAAUUUGUUUCUUAACGACGUAUUUCGGAAGUAUGGAAAAAAAAAAGCACUUUGCAAUUAUUGCCUGUGUUGAAGAAGAAUAGUGCAUUGGACAACUAGAUUCUCCGGAAUGUCGCCAGCUUCGUCAUGUACUAAAUAUCGUUCAACAAUAUUGCAUCGUGCAACAACAUAACUCAUUGAUAGAAGUGACUACUCUAAAGAAAUAAAUCCCGAGGUACUGUGUAAA